CCAAAAAAAACAACUCUUUGCAUUGGUGUGAUUGUUUAAAGGCUUGAUUUUCUCUUCCACUAUGUAGCGGAGGUACAACACCCCGGGUCGCAGCCUAGAACGUUCCCACAGUCUCCACUAUGUUGCGGAGGCACAUUUUGCAGGUUUCCAUCCGUCGACCACUUGUGAGGCUUCCCUCUCAGGUACCUUCAUAUCUUUCUCUAAGAAGAGAAUUCUCGGUUCAACCCCAACAUAAUAGACCUCAAGGAUCUGGAUCAUCUGGGAAGCCUCCUGAUUCUGGAAGUCUUUUGCCAAAAUUUGCCAUUGGGAGUGUUGCAUUAAGUGCUGCAUUCGUUGCAGCUUAUCAAACUGGGUAUUUGGAUAAAUAUCUAAUCAAAGAACCACAUGGAAUACCCGAGUCAACAAAUACUGGUGCCACUGUUGCAGAUCCAGAGAAUUCAAAAGAUUUUAAUGACAUUAAACGUGAUAGUGCACAUUUAGGAAAAUCAAUAGCCGAGCAUAGUGUGUACGAGUCAAAUGCAUCAACGCGUAGUGUAGAGGAAAGCUCAAAUGUUCCUAUCCCUAAUGUGGGUCAUUCUGCCGAAAGCACCAAGAGUUAUUCCGACCUUUCUCAGGUAGAUAGUGCAAGCGUAAGCCAAGAUAAUAGCCAGUCUCAGGUUAGCAGUUCCCAAGAAUUAACUGAUGAAGAUGCCAAUAAUAUCCAAACUAAUGACAACUUGGGGUCUCCUAGCAUCAUGUCAUCUAACAGUGCAAAAGGUGGUUCUGAUCAACCUGAAGAUCGAUUUGUCUUCAAAAGCCAAGUUGAGAUUCCUGACAAUGAAUAUCAUGAGGCAGUUAAAAGUACUCCAACACUUGAACAAGAUGAGAAAGUUCCAAUCAAAAGUGAAACAAACUCCACAGCCACACAGGCUGUGAGCAUUCAUAGCCAGCCUCAGGAGGUUCCUCAUGACAUAACCACGCAACCUAGUCCACUUGUUGAUGAAUAUUAUCUCAGACAUAAGGACGAAGCUCCCGAAGCUAAUCCCUCCGACAAGGCUUUUGAAGAUCUGAAUGGUGCUUACAUAUCAAAGGAUGGGAAAUUGGUUCUUGAUUUGAUACAAGCUAUUCAUGAAGCCGAGAAAAGGCAGGCAGAGAUUGAUUCCCGUUUCUUUAAUGAACAAAAGAGAAUAAUGAAGGAGAAAUACGAAAAGGAUCUAAAGGAUGCAAGGGUCAGAGAGCUUAUGUAUGCUGAAAAGGAAGCAUUACUUGCUAAGGAGCUAAAGAAAGAAAGAGCUAGGGCAAUUUCUGCCCUAAAAUCACUUGAAGAAAAUUUGGAAGAAAAACAUAGAAAGGAGAUUGAAGAAAAGGAAUCUGACGCUGAGCUGAAUCUUAAGAAAAUACAAGAGUUGUCAAAAGUAGAAGUGGCAACAGCGAUUGCAAGUGAGAAAGCAUCCCAAAUUGAAAAGAUGGCAGAAGCAAAUCUCCAUAUAGAUGCCUUGUGCAUGGCUUUUUAUGCACGCUCCCAAGAAGCUAGGCAGACUCAUUCUGUUCACAAGCUUGCUUUGGGGGUACUUUCAUUGGAAGAUGCCCUGUCCAAAGGGCUACCAAUUCAGAAUGAAAUAGAAGCUCUCCACCCUUAUCUUGAAUGGAUUGAUAAAGAUUCUCUUCUAAAGUUGGCUUUCUCAUCUCUUCCUGAAGAAACACUGAAGCAUGGCGCAGAUACAUUAUGGCAACUGAAUCACAAGUUUGAUGAUUUGAAAGGAUCGAUUCGACACUUCAGUCUGAUUCCACCAGGGGGUGGUGGGAUUUUGACACAUUUUUUGGCUCAGGUUGCGUCUUGGUUAAAGGUUCAUGAGGUUGACCGAUCAGGCGAUGGUAUUGAAUCUCUCAUGAACAAAGUGGAGACCCUUUUGGCGGAGGAGAAACUAAUUGAAGCUGCAGAUGAACUGGAGAAGGGCGUGAAGGGCACCGAAGCUGCAAAAGUUGUUGAUGAAUGGGUCAGGCGCACUCGUAACAGAGCCAUCGCCCGUCAAGCACUAACCCUUUUGCAAGCCUAUGCUUCUACUAUAUCAGUCUGAACUGAAGAACCUCAUGAUGACUUCCUCAUAUGGUUUCUUUGGAGAAAAUCCGGGCUUUCAAUAAUAACAACAUACGGGGAUUUUGCAAGUGAUUGCAACCUUUAUUCUUUCGUUGUGAUCCCACCACAGAUCCAUGCAUAUCUAUUUCUUGUAUGUCAGGUUCAAUUAGAGUCGUGUUCUUGAAUUUCAUGUAUCGAACUAAAACAAUAUCGAUAUACAUGGGAAGAUUUUCUUUUUGGUUAGUGGCUGUUUUGGUUUUCUU
This is a messenger RNA of Cuscuta campestris, 2319 nucleotides long. The record is from the annotation of a GenBank genome assembly. Lineage: Eukaryota; Viridiplantae; Streptophyta; Magnoliopsida; Solanales; Convolvulaceae.